Messenger RNA from Panonychus citri (citrus red mite), 1796 nucleotides. RefSeq lists its product as uncharacterized. The record is from RefSeq and is a predicted model, not a curated record. Lineage: Eukaryota; Metazoa; Arthropoda; Arachnida; Trombidiformes; Tetranychidae. The transcript has 2 exons. The coding region runs from base 247 to 1476 and encodes 409 amino acids.
GAUUUAUAAUUAUAUUAAGGGAAUAGAUCCUAAUAUGGAGUAAUCGGAAAUGAUUUCUAAAUUUGGUAUGUUUGAAAUUACCGGGAUGAUGAUAUUAACGUAAAGUAGAUGGAGCUCGUGGGAAACAUGGUAAAUCAAAACAAUCCAAGUAAACUGUUUUCUUUUUUUUGUGAUUAUUUUCAUUAUUUGUUUGUUUUUUGAGCGAUAUUUUUAAUUUGAUUUUUGCAUAUUUAAUAUCACUGCAAAAUGAGGAUCAAAAUGAUGGUCUACCUUUCAAUACUGGCUUUAGCCUUCGCCUCAGGUAUAGAAGGUGGAAAGACGGCACAUGGAGCAGGAACCAGCCAAGAUAACUGGAUUCGGCGAAGCAAAAGAGUUCAAAAACAGGCAUGUGCCAGAAUGAAAACGUCUGGUAAAGCAGAUGUCACAAUGGCUGAUCUAUCGAGUGAUUCUGAUUCUGACAACAAUUAUGGUUCGGCUGAAGCACCAGGAGUGGGACCUUCUCCAAGGCAAAAACAAGGUGGAGCUUCAGGGUUCCUUGUAAAUUCCGAUUACGAAGGGGUUUCUGAAGAAGAAUUUGGAACUAGCCGUGGUGGCAGUAGAAAUGAUUGUAAUAACGGAAAUAAUGGUGGUAAUGGUGAUGACGGUGAUAACAAUAAUCAUGGUGAUGGUAAUGAUAAUGGUGGAAGCGAUAGUGGUAGUAGUCACAGCGAUGAAACUCAAAGUGAUACUUCUAAUGAGAAUAAUGAGGAAUCGACUCUACCAAUUGUAUCAGGGAAAAGGCGAAAGGGCAAAAAACGAAAAAGAAAUUCAAAAACUGUACCGGUGCAACAACGAGUAGAGGUAGCCAAUAGUCUAAUGCAGAGUUGUCCUGUGGAUACACCGAAUUAUGUCCGUUUUCCAGAUGGAAGAAUAAGGAGGGGGAUUGACUAUGGUCGAACAGCCGCGUUUGAGAAUAGAUUUACAAAUUGUGAGGAUUUGGCGGAUAAGCAAGAGAUGACAUUGGAUGAGCAGAAUAACUGGAUUAAAGAAUCGGCAGCCAACCGGGAAGGUUUAACUUUGAUUGAGCAGGAAAAGGAGGCGCAAGAAUACUUGGAUUCUCAUCCUAUUUUGUUUGAGUGUGUUUAUUGUGGAACAAGGGACGAGUCUCUGAAAUAUCUUAAACAACAUGUAUUUGGUCGUAGGAGAACUGCUAAAGAUAAGUUUAGGAAAAACGCUUGUGGUGUUCGAUGUGCAGAGGAGCAUCUAAAUCCAAGUGCGAUCGCUGUUACGAGCUUUCCGAAAAGAUUUCCUUGGGCUUACGUGACUUGUAGGAAUAUGCGUAUUGUUGUGCCGUCAUCGUCAGGUCAACCUACUUUUCCAAUACUUAGCGCAAUGCAAGAAACUUGGGAUGAAAUUAUGGUUGACAAUAGUGUUAAAGAUAAGACCCAAAAACAUAAAGGAAGGCCUAAGGCUUCCACAUCCGCUCCUCGCAAAUAGCGAUCUUUCUCGUCUUCCGAUCUAUCAGCACCAGUGGGCACCAAGCGAUACAGGUUUUUGGAACAUAUUUUACGAAAGACCAUGAUUGUAAGACGCUUCGCUGAUUUCCGGUGAUUUCCAAAAGGAAGUGGUGUUUGCGACUCACUUUUUUUUUUCUUUUCAUUUUUGUAAUCUUUUAAACUUUUUCUUAGGUUUUUUUUUUGAUUAAUGACUUGUUUAUAUUUGUCUAAUUUUUUCUUAAUUCUAAUUAAUUUUUGUAUUGUGACCUCAAGCUUAUUUUUAUUUUAUAAUCCCCAAUUCUUAAUGUAAUCAUUUUUAUU